AUGUCAGAGGAAGCAAAUAAAUCUCCCUCAAUGCCAGGUGAUUACUCUUUUGGAACCAAAGAAGAAGUGGAAACCCAGCAAAAAUUCGAAGAAAGUGAUACAGAUGGUUUGCAGCAAAGAAGGGAAAUAUUGAGCCAAUUGUUACACAUUAAAGACAUACAUGAGGGAGAUACAUUGUUUCUUGUAUCGCGAGAUUAUGUUGAUGAUAUACUAAAUUUGCCAGCGGACACAUUUGAGGAAUUGAAGAAUAAAGUAGGACCAAUUAAUUGCAAGGCACUAGUAGAUGAAGCCGGAUUCUUGUAUCCAGAAGAUGAAAAGCUGAACACAGUUGCUACACGUAGCAUUAAACCAGACGUAUUUCAGAAAUUGAUGGAAUGGUUUGGUAUCCACGGGGAACCUAUUGCGAGAGCUGCCAUGUUAAAUCCUACCACAGAUACUAUCGAGGUUGAAAAAUUUCCACCAUAUUUUCAUAUUCAUACUUUACUGAAAGGUAAUACUAAUAGAACCUAUAACGGUCAAGUGCAUAAUGGUGUUUAUUUAUCACGUACUAGAACUUUCAAUGACUUAUUUGAUGCGAUUAGAGUUACCAUGUUCAAAAAUUCAGCCAACCAAAAGCAAAUACCGUUCCGUAUUUGGUUUAUACCGGCAGAUAAUUCAGACAAUCUUCCGAGUUCAAUUUCCUUAUUUGCAUUUAUUAAUGAUGUUCGUAAGAAACACUUACUCCGUCAAGAUUUUUAUAAUUAUUCAUUGAAAAGUCAAGGAAUUGUAUUGCCGAGCUACCAUAUUUUAGUAGAAUCAUUUGACAAGUCUAUCAAAAGCUAUCCUGUGGAUAAUUAUUUUAACUCUGUUGAUUUAUCUUCAUUUGAAAUUGAAAAGAUGAUUGAAACAGGUGGAAACCUUGGUUUAGCAAAUCUUGGAAACACUUGUUACAUGAACUCUGCACUACAAUGUUUACUUCAUGUUCCUGAAAUUAACUAUUAUUUUUUCUAUAAUAUUUUUGAGAAAGAGCUCAAUAAAUCCAAUCCACUUGGAAAUAAGGGCCAGAUUGCGAUUGCAUUCGGUUCUUUGUUACAUAAGUUAUUUGACAACUUGAAAAAUACGAACAGUUCUUUUGUAUCUCCUAGAGAGUUUAAGUUCACUAUUGGUCACUACUCAUCAAUGUUUCAUGGCUAUCAACAACAAGACUCUCAGGAGUUUCUAAGCUGGUUAUUAGACGCUCUUCAUGAAGAUUUGAAUCGAAUUUACAAUAAACCUUAUUGCGAAAAACCAGAAUUAAAAGACGAUGAAGUAAAUGAUCCAAAUGCGAUCGCUAGGUUAGCAGAUACUUGCUGGCACCAACAUAAGCAACGUAAUGAUUCAGUAAUAGUUGAUUUAUUUACCGGUUUAUAUCAGUCUACUUUAAUCUGUCCAGCUUGUUCCAAAACUUCGAUAACUUUCGAUCCAUUUAAUGAUUUAACAUUGCCAUUGCCAAUCAAUAAGAAAUGGUAUCAUACAUUUACAAUCAUAGAUCUUUCUACCGAUUUAUUGAAUCUUGAGUCACGUAUAAUGAAAUUAGAGGUUGAACUAGACAAAACCUCAAAUUUUGAUGAAUUGUUAAAAUAUCUUAGUACAUUCCUAAAAAUUCCUCAAAAGUAUAUUUUCUUGUUUGAAAUUUUCAAUAAUUUCUUUUACAAAGAUUUCCAGGCAAAGUAUAAUAAAUUGAAGUUCUUUCCUACAAGCGAAAUAAUUUCAGAUAGUGAUGAUAUCCUUGUCUAUAUUAUUCCGCAUAAUCCUGAGACGGAUAUUAUUAUUCCUGUAAUUAAUACAGUGACUGACCAAGAUAAAUCUUAUAAUAUAUCGAAUCCUUUUGGAUUGCCGUUAUUUGUUGUAUUAGAUAAAGUCAAUGAUGUCAGAAGCUUUGGUAAGAUUAGACAGAAACUUGAAAGCACAGUUAAAGUAUUAUCCAAAAUUGAUAUUGAUGCUCAUUAUAAUGAAAUAAAAAAAUCCAAUAAACAGUAUCAUUCAACAAAAGACUUUCCCUUGUUGGCGAGAAGCCUGCAAGAAGAUACUGAUAUGCUUGAAGAUGAUAGUACCAGGAAUAUUACUUCAGACGAGGAAUACGAUUCAGAUAUUUCAUUAGCUAAUCCUAACGUGGGUGGUGAUUAUGGGUUUAAUAUAAGGCAUUAUCGUGAAACAAAACCUCUUACUCGUUCAUUCAACAAAUUCAAUUACAAUUCUGAUGACCAAGAUGUUCCUUCAGAUGGUGUACUCAAUAUUCCGAAUUUGAGACCAAAUUUCAACAAUUUGCCGAAGUUGUCGGACGAGCUUCCGCAAUUGAAGCAGAACUACUAUUAUUACCCUCGAUAUGUUGAAAACUCAGCUAAUGAAAAUGAACAGGAUGUCAUAUCUGAUGAUAAAGAAAAGGUUCAUGAGGAUUAUGUUGUAGUAGAGAAUAAUUCUGAUGAUGAAAUUGAAAGCAAUCCUGCCAAGGAUACUCCUCAGGAACUGCUGGAUGAAGGACUCGAUACAGAGAACGAGAAUAAUGGGCCAGAAAAUAUUGGGCUGUUAUUUGAUUCUGUUAGCGAUUUGCCGUCGCAGAAAAAUGAUCCUAAACUCAACUCUGAAUUGAAGACUGAUAACCACCCAGUUUUAGUUUUCAAUAAUACGACUUUGGUAUGCGAAUGGGAUUUUGAUAUCUUUUCAAAGCUUUUCGAAAAUCCAGCAGAUCAGAAGUGGAUAAAUUUGUCCUACAUUCCAAAUGCUCAAUUAGAAGCCAAUAAAAGAAAACUAGAGCAACAACAAAAAUCUACGGUCUCACUAUAUGAUUGUUUGAAGAGUUUUAGUACUCCAGAAAUUCUAGGUGACCAAGAUUUAUGGUAUUGUCCUAACUGUAAAGAUCAUAAACAAGCAACGAAGACUAUUCAAAUUUGGUCAACUGGUGAUUUGUUGACGAUACAUUUGAAAAGAUUUCAAAGUGCGAGAUCUUUUAGUGAUAAGAUUAAUAUGGUUGUCGAUUUCCCUAUUGAAGGAUUAGAUAUGUCAUCAUUUGUAUCUAAGGAAGAAGAUGAUUCUGGUUUAAUUUAUGAUUUGAUUGCUGUGGAUAACCAUUAUGGUGGACUUGGAGGAGGCCAUUAUACGGCUUCAGUCAAAAAUUUUAGAGAUAACAAGUGGUACUAUUUUAAUGAUGGAAGAGUAAGUGAAAUGAGCGACCCUACAGAAUGUAUUACUGGAGCUGCUUAUUUGUUGUUUUACAGGAAGAGAAAACCAACUUCUGAAUUCUUAGGUGGUGAUGAAUUACAAUCCGUGAUUCAGGAAGGAAGAAAUAAUUUUAGCCAAAACUUGAAAGAUUUGAUGAAUAAUUUGACCAAAACAAAGGAACAAGUUGACGACUUCAAUCAACACGAUAUUGCUUUUAAUUCACAUGAAGAAUUAAAGUUGGAGCAGGCAGAUGAACAACAACAAGAAGUAGAAAAUUCCUCAAAGAUUUCAGACAUUUCACAACCGAAUGAACAGUUUCUGUCAGCUAAGAAAUCCAGAUUACCAAUGAAUGAAGAGGCAACUAGUGGAGAGUUUCAUGGUGGUGAUAAUUUUAAUCGUAGAAAGCAAAGGUUGAUAUCUAAAAAUAAGAAUUAUAACAAGUCAAUCAGUAUUAAACCGGAUAAUGCAAUGGAUUACUCAUCAUCAAAUAUUGCAUCGCCAUUAAGUUCGGGUUCAGAAGAUAACAUAGUUAGUGAUAACAUAAGUUUGCCAAAUUCUGAUGCAAAUGUGGAUGAUAAAUAG
This is a messenger RNA of Debaryomyces fabryi, 3759 nucleotides long. RefSeq names its product putative ubiquitin-specific protease. The transcript has a single exon. The coding region runs from base 1 to 3759 and encodes 1252 amino acids. Gene Ontology annotation, biological process: protein deubiquitination. The record is from RefSeq and is a predicted model, not a curated record. NCBI's taxonomy places the organism in Eukaryota, Fungi, Ascomycota, Pichiomycetes, Serinales, Debaryomycetaceae. Gene Ontology annotation, molecular function: cysteine-type deubiquitinase activity.